UCUUAAACACUCACAUACACACACAUACACACACAGCAACUCUCCACAGGAAAAGCUGGAGACAGAAUGCGCAGCCCCUUCACAGCAGCUUUGGUGCGUCGUGGCGUCCAAAUGGGAUCUUGCUACACUUUGAUAGUUGGUUAAUUACUCAUAUGAUACCACACAGAUGUCUGGGGGGCUCUAGUCGAAUAUUCGUCUAACUAACUCACUGACUGAUUGACUGUCGGGAUCCUGGGGAAGGCAGACAUUUAAGGAGCGCUGCACUAAUCAGGAUCGUAUCACCUGGAAAUCAAAGAGCGAACUGCGUUCUACAAUGGGCAUUACGACACUACAAUUGUUUUUGCUAAUGGCCGUCCUGGCCACUGGUGGAAUAUGUCAGAUAAAUAGAACAGAGGAAGUCCAGGACAGUUUUCUUCAAAACUCUACUACCUCCAAAACCAAUGUGCAUAAGGGUCUCCAGCCCACCACCAAAAAGGCCCUGCUGGAUAACAACACCAGACUUCCACCCUGCAAAGAUCCCACUUCCAUCAAGCUCUAUUUUAAGUACAUUAACACAAUUAUUUCCUGUGUCGUGUUUGUGGUGGGAAUAGUGGGUAACGCCACCUUGCUGAGGAUUAUUUACCAAAACAAGUGCAUGAGAAAUGGACCCAAUGCCCUCAUCGCCAGCCUGGCUCUUGGAGACCUCAUCUAUAUCACCAUAGACAUCCCUAUCAAUGUCUACAAGCUGCUUGUCACAAAAUGGCCAUUUGAUGACAGCUCAUUUGGACUCUUCCUGUGCAAACUGGUUCCAUUCCUCCAGAAAGCAUCUGUUGGGAUUACAGUACUCAAUCUGUGUGCUUUGAGUGUGGACAGGUACAGGGCUGUAGCCUCCUGGAGCAGAGUGCAGGGGGUCGGCAUUCCCCUCUUUACUGCCAUUGAGAUCUUCUCCAUUUGGGUCCUGUCCAUUAUCUUGGCUGUACCAGAGGCAAUAGUCUUCAACAUGAUCACCUUCACCUACAAAAACCAAACCAUCCACACUUGUAUGCUCAAGCCUGAAAGUGACUUCACAAGGUUAUAUGUAGAUUUGAAAGACUGGUGGUUAUUUGGCUUUUACUUCUGCGUGCCACUGGCCUGCACAGCUGUUUUCUACACCCUCAUGACAUGUGAAAUGCUCCACCGUAGAAACGGAAGCCUUCGGAUCGUCCUCAGUGAACACCUUAAACAGCGGCGUGAAGUGGCUAAAGCAGUCUUCUGUUUAGUGCUGAUAUUUGCUCUUUGCUGGUUCCCCCUUCAUCUCAGUAGACUGUUGAAGAAAAUGGUUUAUGUUCCAACUGAUGAAAGACGUUGUGACCUACUCAACUUCCUGUUGAUCAUGGAUUAUUUUAGCAUCAACUUGGCCACUGUGAACUCCUGCAUCAACCCCAUCAUCCUCUACUUUGUCAGCAAGAAGUUCAAUAAUUGCUUUAAGUCCUGCUUGUGCUGUUGGUGUCAUACCAAGAACCAGGUGUCCAGCUCAGGCCCCGUGAACGGCACUAGCAUUCAGUGCAAAAACCAUGAGCCCGGCAACCUAAAUACCGACAGAAGCCUUCGCAAAUACAGCGACUGAGAGGUGGAGGACAAUCGACAUGCUUAAAACGCAUUAGAAAAGCGGACAUCAUCAUCAUCAGUGUCAAACUUUGAGGUGGAAAGCAUUGUAACCAUUCAUAUGAAACUAAAGGCCCUGUGCUCAGCGCAGUAUCAGGCUGUUUUUAUAUAUAGCUUCAGAUCAGACAAUGGACCUGAUAUAUUUAAAGUCUCCCGUAGACAUAGAGCAGCUGUUCCCAGACAUUCAGAGUGUUGUUUUUCUGUGUGAGAGAAGUGGUGGGAGUGAAGACCAACAGAAACAGGAUGCAGCUGAACCUAACAGCUACAAAUUAACCCUCAUCAGGAGCUCGACAUGUUUUCCUUACGUAAAUACUGCACUAUGAACAAGCUCUGGAUCGUCACUGUCUGAUGUGAAAGGAAGUUGCAGAAAGGAAGAGUGAAGCGGUGAGGGUCAAUCUGUGGGUGCGUGUGUGUGUGUGUGUGUGUGUGUGUGUGUUCCUUCCUAUAAGCUUUGCCAAAGAAACUCCCAUGCAGCUGAGGGGGCAGCCUAUCCCUCAAAUUCAGUGUCCGGUUGUUAUUGUUAGCACAUUGAAUGCAGUCAUGGAACCUUGAUUCAAAACUAGUUUGUAAAACAGGAACUUUCAGGUCACCACCUGGCUCAAAGUUUAUUUAGUUGUUGUUAGGUGAAUCGUAUUGUGCGCUGGACGUCAACUCUUUAUUUAGAGUAGUAGGAAGAUAAUGAAGAUAUGCCUUUUUGUUUGAAUGCCAAAUUAAGUUCCAUGUGUAUAUGCUUGAAAGGUGUUAGAUGAAUAUGUAAGCUCAGAAUAAAAAAAUAAAAAAAAACAUGAAGAUCAUAC
Rhinichthys klamathensis goyatoka is the source of this 2420-nucleotide messenger RNA. It is a transcript of the gene ednraa, whose product is annotated as endothelin receptor type Aa. The coding region runs from base 314 to 1585 and encodes 423 amino acids. Gene Ontology annotation, cellular component: membrane. The transcript has 8 exons. Gene Ontology annotation, biological process: vasoconstriction; regulation of blood pressure; G protein-coupled receptor signaling pathway. The record is from RefSeq and is a predicted model, not a curated record. Gene Ontology annotation, molecular function: endothelin receptor activity. Lineage: Eukaryota; Metazoa; Chordata; Actinopteri; Cypriniformes; Leuciscidae.